AUGGGAAACCUUGUUCACUCUGGAAUCUACAACUUCCCAAAGGACCCCAAUUUCCACACAUCCAACUCCAGCAACAGAGCCCACCAACACAAUAUUUACUCAGCAGUCUGCCACCUUCUCUGGGAGCUCAAGUCCACAGAUACAGCUAUUCCUCCUGACACCUCCUUCACUACAGGACAGACUGAGCCAUACACAACCUCCAAGAGCAGCUUGAUUUCAACAAUAGCAACUCAAACAACUGAGACAUCUCAAACAACAGUCUUCACUCAGGAGUCUACAAACUUGCUAAGCAGUUCAAUUUCCACAGAAACAGCUGAACCUCCUGAGGUCACCCACACCUCAGCCCUGACAGAUGCACCUACAACAUCCCUAACAAGUCCAAUAUUGACACAGUCAACUGAAGCUUUUGAGACCUCUCCAACAACAGUGUUCAGUCAGGAAUCUACAACAUCCCCAAGCAACCUGAUUUCAACCCAUGCAAUUCAGGCAACAGACUCUAUGGAAACUGUAUCUACUCAGAAGUCUACAUCCUUCCUAAGCAGCUCAGUUUCCAUAGAUACAGUUGUCCCUCCUGAGAGUUCUCCCAGUACUGUCCAACCUGAGGCAUCUACAACCUCCUGGAGCAGCUCAAUUUCAGCACAUACAACUCAACCCCCUGAAACAUCCAAAACAGAAUUCACUCAGGAAUCUACAACCUUGCCAAGGAGCUCAAUUUCCGCAGAAACCGUUGCACCUCCUGAUGUCACCCACACUUCAGCCCUGACUGAGGCAUCUACAACUUCCCUAAGCAGCCCAAGUUUGUCACCAACAACUCAAGCUCCUGAGACAUCUCAAGCAACGGUCUUCACUCAGGAUUCACAGGAAUCCACAACCUUUCCAAGCAGCUCUAUUUCCCCAGAAACAGUUGUAUCUCCUGUGACCUCCCAUACCUCUUCCCUGACCAAGGCACCUACAACUUCUCAAACACAUGGAUCUCAACUAACUGAGACCUCCAAAACUGUCUUCACUCAGGAAUCCACAACCAUCCCAAGCAGUCCAAUGUUAACAGAACCAGCCAUCCCUCCUGAUACUUCAUCCUCUAGUGCCCUGAUGGGGUCUUCUACCACAUCCACAAGCAGCUCAAUUUCUACACAAACAACUCAAGCCCCUGGGACUUCCCAAACAGCCUUCAUUCAAAAAUCUACACCCCUCCCUAGCAGCUUGGUUUCUUCAGAAACUGCUGUGUCUUCUGAGAUCACCCACAUCACAUCCCAAUCUGAGGCCUCUACAACUUUCCCAGGCAGCUUGAGUUCCACACAAGAUACUCAAGGAACCGAGACAUCCCUAGUAGGCUUCACUCAGAAAUCUACAACCUUUGCAACUAAAUCAGUUUCUUCAGACACAGUCGUACCUCCUGAGAGUUCUCCCAGUACUGUCCAGCCUGAGGCAUCUUCAACCUCCCCAAGCAGCUCAGUUACAACACAGACAUCUCAACCCACAGAGUCAUUCCCAACAACUGUCUUCACUCUGGAACCUACAACCUUCUCUAGCAGCCCAAUGUUGACAGAAACCACUGGGCCUCCUCAGAUCACUCACACCACAGUCCACACUGAGGCAUCUACAGCCUCCCAGAGCAGCCCAAUUCUGCCACAGGCAACUCACACUACUCCAGGCUCUCAAACAACAGUCUUCCCUCAGGAAUCUACAACCUUCUCAACCAGCACAAUUUCCACAGAAACAGCUGUAACUCCUGAAAACCCCUACACCUCAGCUCUUCCUCCAGAGUCUACAACCUCCCCACCUAGCCCAAUUUCUACACAAACAUCUCAAGCAACUGAGACAUCCCCAAGAGUCUUCACUCAGGAAUCUACUGUCCUCACAUCCCCCUCCAUUUCAACAGACACAGCUGGACCCCCUGAGAGCUCCUACACCUCAGCUGUAAAUGGGGCAUCUACAGCCUCCUCAAGGACCCCAGGGUCAACACAUGAAACUCAACCAGCUGAAUCAUGGAAAACCGUGUCCACUCUGGAAUCUACAACUUCCCAAAGGACCCCAAUUUCAACACAUCCAACUCCAGCAUCAGAGCCCACCAACACAAUAUUUACUCAGAAGUCUUCGUCCUUCCCUGGGAGCUCAAGUUCCACAGAUACAGCUAUUCCUCCUGACACCUCACUCACUACAGGACAAUCUGAGCCAUACACAACUUCCCAGAGCAGCUUGAUUUCAACAAUAGCAACUCAAACAAUUGAGACAUCUCAAACAACAGUCUUCACUCAGGAGUCUACAAUCUUGCCAAGCAGUUCACUUUCCACAGAAACAGCUGAACCUCCUGAGGUCACCCACACCUCAGCCCUGACUGAUGCACCUACAACAUCCCUAAGAAAUCCAAUAUUGACACAGUCAACAGAAGCUUUUGAGACCUCUCAAACAACAGUGUUCAGUCAGGAAUCUACAACAUCCCCAAACAACCUGAUUUCAACCCAUGCAACUCAAGCAACAGACUCUAUGGAAACUGUAUCUACUCAGAAGUCUACAACCUUCCCAAGCAGCUCAGUUUCCACAGGAACAAUUGUUCUUCCUGAGAACUCCCAGACCACACACCCAUCUGAGGCAUCUACAAUACCCCAAAGCAGCCUGAUUCCAACACAAGCAACUCAAGCCACUGAUUCCUUCCAAACAAUCGUCCUCACUCAGGAAGCUACAACCUUUGCAACCAACUCAAUAGCUUCAGAAACAGCUGUACCUCCUGAGAGCUCCCACACCACAGUCCAACCUGAAGCAUCUACAAGCUCCCUGAGUAGGUCAUUUUCAACACAAGCAACUGAGACUUCCCACAAAACACCCUUAACUCAGGAAUCGAAAACUUUCCAGAGCUCCUCAACUUUAAGAGAAAGUGCUUCUACCACCUCCCCACCUAGCCCAAUUUCUACACAAACAGCUCAAGCAACUGAGACGUCCUCAAGAGUCUUCACUCAGGAAUCUACUGUCCUCACAUCCCCUCCAUUUCAACAGACACAGCUGGACCCCCUGAGAGCUCCUACACCUCAGCUCACCUUCCCUGUGUUCAGCAGCAGCUCCACCGCCCGGCCCCCUUUCACCAGCCUACAUCCUACUUCCAUGAGGACUCAAUACAUCUCUUUGCCACCAAAGGACUGCAAGAAUGGGAAGUGGAAUGGCCGAGCGUGUGAAUGCAAACCGGGCUACACCGGCCAGCUCUGCGACUCCAUCCUGUACUCCUUCCCAGUAGAACUCCCGGAUGUUAUCAACGCCACAGUGACCGUGAUAGUAAAAGUGAUUCAUCGGAACUUCACAGCUGACCUGAGGAACAAAUCCUCCCAGGCCUACAAGGACUUCAGAAAUCUCUUCCUGAGCCAGAUGGAUAAAGUUUACGGUGGCGAUGACCUUCCCGAGUACAGAGAUGUGACCAUUAGAGGAUUGUACAAUGGCAGCAUCGUGGUGGAAAGCGACGUCGUUCUAGUGGCCAACUACACCCCGGAGUAUCAGGCGCUGUUCAGAAACCUCACGAGGAUCGUGAAGGACAAGAUCAUCAAUGAGACCAGAGCAAUCGAAACUGACCCUUUCCUGUGCCAACGCAGCAAACUGUGCUACAAUGGUAACUUCACCACUGUGGACAUGGAGGCUCUGAGGCUCAGUUUCAACCCUGCCGAGCUUUGCACCCGGGAGGCUGCCGAGGACUUCAGACAGUACUUCUACCCGGAGGUCCUGGAGGGAAGGCUGACCUGCGUGAAUAACUGCACUCAGGGCACAAAGUCGCAGCUCAACUGCAACCUGGGCCGGUGCCAGCUGCUGCGCUCGGGACCCCACUGCGUGUGCCCGAACACAGACACCCACUGGUACUGGGGGGAGACUUGCCAGUCUAGAACCAGCAAGAGACUCGUGUAUGGACUUGUGGGCACCGUGCUGGCAGUCCUGCUGGUCCUUGUGGUUGUCUUGGCUGUCUUCCUUGGCCGGUCUCAGAAAGAACUGCGCAGGUCAAAAUAUGACCCCUCACAAGCAUGGCAGAGAGACGCUGUCCCUGGAACCUUCCGGAGCACAGGCGUCUGGGAAGUGCAUCAACCCCUUGCUCGACUGCGGUUCCUCGUCCCCUUCUCCUUCCCCACCAUCCAGGCCUCUCACUGA
Molecule: messenger RNA, 4119 nt
Organism: Peromyscus leucopus (white-footed mouse)
Lineage: Eukaryota; Metazoa; Chordata; Mammalia; Rodentia; Cricetidae
Product: mucin-12-like
Exons: 12
Coding region: 1-4119 (1372 amino acids)
Source: RefSeq, a predicted model, not a curated record